AUGCUCCGCUACCUCGCCUCCAGCCGCUGGCACGCGACGCUCGCCGACCGGGCCGUGCUAUCGCUCACGGGCGCCGACAGCCGCAAGCUGCUGCAGGGGCUGACGACGGCCAACGCCGACGAGCUCGCCGCCGGCACGCCGCUCUACACGGGCUUCCUCAAUGCGCAGGGCCGCGUGCUCGCCACCGGCUUCCUGCUGCCGGCGUCGGAGGAUGGUGUGGUCAUCGACACGCACGUCGGCUCGGCGCCGCUCCUCCUCAAGCACCUGAAGCGCUACAAGCUCCGCUCAAAGGUGGCCAUCGCUGACCGGUCAGCGGAGCUCGCCGUCGUCGCCGCGUGUGGCACCGCCGUGCCGCUCGAGCCCGCCGACGGCGUCGCGCUACCGGGCGACGGCGGCGCGUGGCGCGACCCGCGGCUCCGCUGCCUCGGCUGGCGCGGCGUGGCGCCGCGUGCGGACGGAGGCGACGCCCAGCCGCCUGCAGAGCUGCUUGGCGGGGCAGGGGGCGGGGAGGGGUCCUCCGAGGCGGCGCCGGCGGCGCUGCACGCGCUCUGCGAGGCGAUUCUCGGCGUGGGCGACGGGCCCGCCUACUUGCCACCCACUGAGGCGCUGCCGCUCGAGAGCAACCUUGAGGUGCUCGGCGGCGUCGCGUUUGACAAGGGCUGCUACCUGGGGCAGGAGCUGACGGCGAGGACGCAGUCGCGAGGCGUGACGCGCAAGCGGAUGGCGCCGCUCGUCUCGGCCUCCGUCGCGGCCGCUCUCGGCCCGCCGCCGCCCGAGGACGUCCUGCCCGCGGCCCUCUCUCACCUGCCGGCCGCGGAGAGGGCACUCGCGGCGGCGCUUCCGGUGGAGGCGUGGCUGGAGGCGCAGCCGGGCGGAGGCACGCCCGAGGGGGCGGGCAGCGCGCUGCAGGACGCGGCGGGCAAGCCGGCGGGCAAGUUGCGCCUCUUCGACAGCGCGCUCGGCCUCGGCGCCGCGCUCUGCCGCCUCGAGGCGAUGGGCGGAGGCGUGCUCACCGCAGAGGAGGCGGGCGAGGUCGUCCCGCUGCGGCCGUCGUGGUGGCCGGCCGGCGUGCACUAG
Emiliania huxleyi CCMP1516 is the source of this 1077-nucleotide messenger RNA. RefSeq lists its product as hypothetical. Gene Ontology annotation, molecular function: protein binding. Gene Ontology annotation, cellular component: mitochondrial matrix. Lineage: Eukaryota; Haptophyta; Isochrysidales; Noelaerhabdaceae. The transcript has a single exon. Bases 1 to 1077 code for a protein of 358 amino acids. The record is from RefSeq and is a predicted model, not a curated record.